Messenger RNA from Nothobranchius furzeri (turquoise killifish), 4267 nucleotides. It is a transcript of the gene usp25, whose product is annotated as ubiquitin specific peptidase 25. Gene Ontology annotation, molecular function: protein binding; cysteine-type deubiquitinase activity. The record is from RefSeq and is a predicted model, not a curated record. Gene Ontology annotation, cellular component: cytosol; nucleus. Gene Ontology annotation, biological process: regulation of protein stability; protein deubiquitination. Lineage: Eukaryota; Metazoa; Chordata; Actinopteri; Cyprinodontiformes; Nothobranchiidae.
AGACGAAAGUAAUCGAUCCCAGCUCGUCGGCGGGCUAGAGCAAUGUUUUCACGAGCUGAGCUAGUUUCUCUGCCAUGGCGCCCGUAGUGUCGCUGGUUAAGGUGGGGACUUCGUAGCAUCUUGUUUUGAUUCGCUUCAGGAGCGAGUGCAGCUUGUGUUUCGCUGCUCCUAGUUGGACCUGACUCACAUUUACCCCCGAACCGGCCAUGACCGUGGAGCAGAAUGUCCUCCAGCAGCAUUCUCAGAAGCAUCAGCAGACGUUAUUAAACCAGCUGAAAGAGGUCACGGGUACCACGGACAUCCAGCUGCUCCAGCAGGCCCUCCAGGUGAGUAACGGAGACCUGGCAGAGGCCGUUGCCUUUCUGACAGAGAAGAAUGCCAAGGCUCCUCAGCAGGAUGAGACUACCUACUACCAAACAUCUCAGGUGCCCAGCGACAGAUAUAUCAGUGUUGGCAGCCAGGCGGAUACAAAUGUGAUUGAUCUGACAGGAGAUGAUAAAGAUGACCUGCAAAGGGCUAUUGCCCUCAGCCUGGAGGAGUCCAGCCGGGCUUUCAGGGAGACGGGCAUCACUGAUGAGGAGCAGGCAAUCAGCAGGGUUUUGGAGGCCAGCAUAGCAGAGAACAAAGCUAGUCUAAAACGUACUCACACCGAGGUGUGGAGCGACUCACCCAACCCUCACGACAGGAAGAGGAUAGACGGCUGCCCGGUGGGGCUGAAGAACGUUGGUAAUACCUGCUGGUUCAGCGCCGUCAUCCAGUCCUUAUUCCACCUUCUGGAGUUCCAGAGGCUGGUUCUGAACUACUCUCCACCCGCCAGAGUCCUUGAUCUUCCCCGCAACCAGAAGGAGCACAGGAACCUGCCCUUCAUGCAGGAACUGAGGAACCUGUUCUCUCUCAUGGUGGGAUCCAAGAGGAAGUAUGUGGAUCCAUCACGGGCUGUGGAAAUCCUCAAAGAUGCUUUCAAGUCCAGUGAAUCACAGCAGCAAGAUGUGAGCGAGUUCACCCACAAGCUGCUGGACUGGUUGGAGGAUGCCUUCCAGAUGAAGGCUGAAGAAGACAGUGUGGGAGAGAAGCCCAAAAACCCCAUGGUGGAACUUUUCUAUGGCCGCUUCCUUGCUGUUGGAAUAUUAGAAGGUAAGAAGUUUGAGAACACGGAGAUGUUUGGACAGUACCCCCUGCAGGUGAAUGGCUUUAAAGACCUCCACGAAUGUCUGGAGGCUGCCAUGAUCGAGGGCGAGAUAGAGUCUCUGCACUCAGCUGAGAACUCUGCCAGAUCUGGUCAAGAGCACUGGUUUACCGAACUCCCACCUGUGCUGACCUUUGAACUGUCGAGAUUUGAGUUCAAUCAGGCCCUCGGGCGACCCGAGAAGAUCCACAGCAAGCUGGAGUUUUCGUCUGUGCUCUACAUGGACAGGUACAUGGACCGAAACAGGGAAAUAACUAGAAUCAAGAGGGAGGAGAUCAGAAGGCUGAAGGAGCAUCUGACGCUGCUUCAGCAGCGACUGGAGAGGUAUCUGAGUUAUGGUUCCGGCCCCAAGAGAUUUCCUCUGGCGGACGUCCUCCAGUACGCUAUGGAGUUUGCCUCCAGUAAACCUGUGUGCACAUCCCCGGUGGAAGACAUAGACACAUCAGCACCCCCUGGUGGCACAACUGGACAGCAGUUACCAUCGCCAAGCACAGCCGAGCAGGACGCCCUACCUCCUGCAGAGAGCUUGGGCCCCACCUCAGCUCCCUCCACCGCUCCUUCUGUAGCUCAGCAGCAGAGAGUUCCUGUUCAUAAGCCCUUCACCCACUCCCGGCUACGCCCUGACCUGCCCAUGCACCCUGCCCCACGCCACAUCACUGAAGAAGAGCUGAGGGUGCUCGAGGGCUGCUUGCAUCGCUGGAGGAGCGAGGUGGAGAACGACACCUGUGACCUGCAGGGCAGCAUAAGCAGAAUCCACAGAUCCAUAGACCUGAUGUACUCCGACAAAUCCAUGAUGCAGGUUCCAUACCGGCUUCAUGCAGUGCUGGUCCACGAAGGCCAGGCCAACGCGGGUCACUACUGGGCGUACAUCUACGAUCCUCAUCAGUGUUGCUGGAUGAAGUACAAUGACAUCUCCGUCACCAAGUCGUCCUGGGAGGAGCUAGUCAGGGACUCGUUUGGAGGCUACCGCAAUGCCAGUGCCUACUGUCUGAUGUACAUCAACGACAAGAAGCCAUUCCUCAUCGAAGAGGAGUUCGAUAAAGAAACAGGCCAGAUUCUCAGUGGCAUGGACAAACUGCCCCCAGACCUGAAGCGGUAUGUGAUUGAGGACAACGAGUUGUUUGACAAGGAGGUAGAGGAGUGGGACGCCAUGCAGGCCCGCAAAGCCCAGCAGGAGAAGUUAGACCUGGCCUCAGCAGCUGCUGCUUCCACCGCAGCGUCCAGCACUUCCACGUCAUCAUCUUCUCCGCAGCCAAUGAGCAUCGAGUCCAGUCCUCCAGACAAUGCGGCUCCUCAGCAGGACCCAGAGUACAUGGAGCAGCCGUCACCCACAAACGACUUCAAGCACCUGCAGGAGGACACGGAGAGGGCCAUCUCCAGAGCUGUUGCUGCUGCUGCUGCUGCUGAGCAGGACCGGAGCCCUGAAGCCUUAUUAAACACUCCUGAGGUCCAGAUGAGCCCUUCCCCUGCCCCACCCUCUGAUCAGCCCACAGAGGAGGAGUCCCUCGGGCAGCGCACCGUAGAGGUGGCCAUUCCUAAUGUGGGCACCUUUGUCAUUGAGACAGAGGAGGGGGGGUACGAUGACGAGACAAUGAUGACCCCCAACAUGCAAGGUAUAAUUAUGGCCAUUGGCAAAUCCAGCAGCGUAUAUGAAAAGAAUGGACCUGAGGCGGCCUUUUUCAAGGCCAUCAAGUUGGAGUAUGCUCGUCUUGUGAGAUUUGCCCAGGAAGACACGCCCCCAGAGAUCGACUACCGGUUACAGCACAUCAUCGUCUAUUUCAUCCAAAACGAGGCACCUAAAAAGAUCCUGGAGAGAACGCUGCUCACACAGUUUGCUGACAGGAACCUGGCCUUUGAUGAGAGAUGUAAGAGCAUCAUGAAAGUGGCACGUGCUAAACUGGACCUGAUUACGCCUGAAGAGGUCAACAUGGAUGCAUAUGAGAUGUGGCAUCAGGACUACAGGAACUUCCGUGAGACCACCAUCUUCAUGGUGACCGGGUUGGAGCUCUUCCAGAAGUCAAACUACGUGGAGGCCCUGGUGUAUCUGAUUUACUCACACCAGUACAACAAGGAGCUGCUGUUAAAAGGGCCGUACCGAGGCCACGACGAGGACCUGCUCACUUAUUACCGUCGAGAGUGUCUGCUGAAACUAAAUGAACAAGCAGCUGCCAUGUUUGAGUCAGGAGAGGAACCAGAGGUGACCUCGGGUCUCAGCAUAAUGAACGAGCUGGUGGUGCCGUGCAUCCCUCUGCUACUGGCUCAGGACACGGAGAAGGACCUGCUGGCUGUGGAGGACAUGAGGAACCGAUGGUGCUCCUACCUGGGCCAAGAGAUGGAAGCAAAUCUGCAGGAAAAGCUGACAGACUUCCUCCCCAAGCUACUGGACUGCUCCACGGAGAUCAAAAGCUUCCACGACCCCCCCAACCUGCCCAGCUACUCCACUCUGGAGCUGUGUGAGCGAUUCAGUCGCAUCAUGUCCGCCCUUGGCCGGGUGUCCAGCAGCGGAAGAUGAGCUGGGACGAGGCUCCGCCCCCUCCUCACAAGCCUGAUCCUGGGCAGAAACACCUUGACCUCUAACCCUCGCCUUCCUUAUCAGCCCAGGGCCACUCUUUGCUACUAUAGUUUUAUCAUUAAGGUUAUUAUUAAUUUUCCUCUGAAGCAGGACACAGUAGAGGACUGUUGAGAGGUUAAAAGUCACAUGCCUGAAUGGUGGCAGAUGUGCUGUGAGCUUCAGCUGUGCAACAAACACAUUUAGAGUUUUCAUAGUUAACUGUUGCUGUUUGAUUUAAGCUUCCCUGCCUUGCACAUAGCCCCACCCACCCCCGUUCUGUGGAACAGAUCGUCCCCGUUCUCUGCCACCAGUUUGGUACAGUAUUACCAUGUUUUAUUUUUCUAAGAAUGAAAGGAAGAGAGCCUUGAGACCUAUGCGUGGCUCCAAGGGUCUCUGAUGGGUCUCGUGUCGUUGUGAACUGUGCCAGAAUGAGAUGUUUUAAGUGCUGUGGUAGACGGUCACGGACUUCCUGUGGCUUGUUAAUAAAUCGAGAGAAUAAAAUUUUAUUUAUGGCCCUUUUAGGCCAAUUA